AUGUCAUCCACUACUGCCAACUGUCAAGACAUUGAAGUACCACCAACACGUCUCCAAACGAAACAGGCAAGAAAGAAGACUCGUGAAAGAACAAGAGGUAUUCAAAAACCUCGAUACACUUCUCAAUUUACCUUUGUACCAUACGCAGAGUGUCAAUCCAAAAUGUGUGGCGUGUCCAGAAAAGCAAGAAAGAUUUCUAUACAACCCUACGAACAUGUGUUAUUGGAUAUUGUGAAUUUGCAACAACCAAUAAUAACAUGGCCAUCAUCUCUAAACAACAUGAAACACAACAACAAUAAUCAUCACUCCACCAUUGUGUCAAAAGAUUUACCUAAUGAUACAACUUUGUAUUCUGGAAAAUCAUCCCUUCCUUGCUUGCUCUUCAUGAAGACAACAAAUCCAUUGACAACAUUACGCCAAGAUUCGACAAGUUUACAAGACAACAUGACAUCCAAUGAAGACAACAACAUGAUUCCUGUUGUGGAGGACAUCUUUUCCAAUCAAACAACAUGGCUGGCCGGCUGCACCUUAAAAACGAAGAAGAUUGUUCGAACAAGCAUGCUCACCAUGAAAGAACUCUUGAAUUGA
Naegleria lovaniensis is the source of this 588-nucleotide messenger RNA. RefSeq lists its product as uncharacterized. Bases 1 to 588 code for a protein of 195 amino acids. Lineage: Eukaryota; Heterolobosea; Eutetramitea; Acrasida; Naegleriidae. The transcript has a single exon. The record is from RefSeq and is a predicted model, not a curated record.